Messenger RNA from Pyricularia grisea, 4458 nucleotides. RefSeq lists its product as uncharacterized. The coding region runs from base 404 to 4006 and encodes 1200 amino acids. NCBI's taxonomy places the organism in Eukaryota, Fungi, Ascomycota, Sordariomycetes, Magnaporthales, Pyriculariaceae. Gene Ontology annotation, molecular function: protein binding; oxidoreductase activity. The record is from RefSeq and is a predicted model, not a curated record. The transcript is spliced from 3 exons.
UGCCAAUUCUCUUACCUAUUUUACAAUAUCAGGUAAUUGAGACGAUAGGUGUAUCAACAACUCGACUUCUCCCGCUGCUCUGAGCAGCACCCCUAACCUCUGCAGACUAGCGGUUGAAAAGCGAGGUUGCCUGUCCCGAUCUCAGUCACCCUAUUUAAUACUGCUGUAUUACAAUUCAGCAGCAGACCGAUGGUCGUCGAGAUUUUCUUGGUAUCGCGGAGGAUUCAAGGCGGAAUUGGUGCGAGGGUAGCAGUUGCAGAACCGCUCCAAGUUGAUACAAAAAAAAAAAAAAGAAGUCCAACGCUUUGACAUCCUGAUAUAUAAAAAUCCAUCCAUCUAGCCAUCCAAAAAGGCCGCCACCCCUCUAGACCAACUCGAUCGGGACAGCAGCCGAGUGUAUACAAUGGACGGAGGGGUCAAGAGGCGAUUGAGGAAUUCCACCGGGUCGGGGAGGGAUAUCCCGUCUAAAGGGGCCAAGGACUCGAUCCAGUUCGGUGACCCCUUGUCGGCGUCAACUCCACCUCGACCAUCACGAGGAGUAUCCAACAAAUCAUUCAACCCAUCGCCAUCCACUCGAUCUCGGUGGCAGGCUGUUAGGUCGUCACCCAGUGCACAGUCGGAACCGGCCCAACCACCGCCGACGUCGACUUCUGUACCCUUGGGCCUGAUCAGCGUGAGAAGCAUAUCGGUUGCUAGCACUGAGGAUGCAUCCGAGAUCAUCGUCAAGACGGGUGCUGCUGAGACGACAAGUUCUGAAGAGUCUAUGGUGUCUACGCCGCUGGGGACUGACAGUCCCCCAUUGAUGGAAGACCCUCUUCCCACGCUCAAGCCAUCCAUGUCAGCAAUGGUGGAAGAAGAUGCCGGCCCCUCAUGUUCAAGAUGCAUGUCAGAACUGAGCGAUCAGUCGGAAUUAUCUUCCGUUCCUUCUUCUCUAUCUAGUAAAGCCACCACACCCAUUGACCUCGAUCGUCCCGAGCCGCCGGUCCCGCCGGUACCGCCGGCGCCUGAGGCCUCUGAGGCCUCCGAGACAUCGAAGCCAUCAGCACCUUCCCCCGAGCCUGUCUGGGAGGAGCCGCAACCUUCCCCCGAGACUGUUCGUCCCCUUGAGUCUGUUCAGCCGCCACCACCACAACCUGCCCCACGGCCAGCCAAGUUCAGGAUAAAAUAUGGGCAGAACAAGAAAUAUGAUCUCAGACCGAGGACUUCGAUCCCGACCGACGUUUCCACUCAGGAGUAUGCCAUACAGUGCAUUGCGGCCGCUGAAUCCUCGAGACUAAACCCGUAUGCGCUUCACCCGGACGAGUAUUUGAUGCUCAGGGACCACAUCAGUCAAGCACAGAUAACCACGUACUUGAACCUCAGGAAUGGAAUAUUAAGGCUAUGGGUGCGAAACCCCACAUUCGUCCUGACGCGGGAGGAGGCUAUCGGUUGCGCUAAGGAUAGCCGCUGGUUUGACGUUGCAAGUGUCUGUUUUGACUGGCUUGUACGUGAAGGAUACAUAAACUUUGGCUGCUGUGAGGUUCGUCCGCUCCGGUCUAGACCAGGAGCUGCCGGCGCUCCAAGCAAACAAAAGACUAUUUUGGUGAUUGGGGCGGGUCUUUCGGGUCUAGGUUGUGCUAGACAAUUACAAGGCCUGUUUGCACAAUAUGCCAGGCGAUUUCGAGAGCGAGGUGAGCUGUUACCAAAGGUGGUGGUCCUAGAGGGCAGGUCCAGAAUUGGUGGAAGGGUCUACUCGCGACCUUUUAGGACGGCACCGCCCGUUCAAGGGGAUGGCCCCCGGAGGAGAUACACUGCCGAGAUGGGAGGCAUGAUCAUCACAGGGUUCGACAGGGGAAACCCGAUAAACAUUCUUAUUCGCGGUCAGCUGGGUCUCGGCUGUCACGCGCUUCGGUCGGAUCUCAACCUGGUCAACAUUUACGAUACCAAUGGCAAGCCUUUCGACUCAGAUCGAGACAUGCUGAUCGACAAGCUCUACAAUCACUGCAUCGAAAGAGUUGCAGAGUACAAAUGGAAGCUGCCACUGCCUAAGCUGCUGGAAGGCAAGCGAGACUUGAUCGACGAGGGCAAAGACAGCUGGGCAGAAGUCCACAAGACUAUUAGCUACGUGGAAGAGACGGCAGCAGCACAGCCGCAAGCUCCAUCUGUGGCCGAACAGAAUAUUGCACCCCGAGUCGAUCUAGUUCCAGUCUCGUCAGACCGAGCUACGGGUCGGGUUCAUCUCGAGCCUGGAACACCCGCGGCACACAAGGCAGCACACACUGUAAAGCUGCUGGGCUGGAAUCUGAAGCAAGGUGUUGAUGAUGACGCCGACAUUGACAUUGGGCCGGCCGUCAAUGCCCCGGACGCUACGUUCGGGUCAGUUCUAGAUGAGACAAUUAUGCAGUUCAAGGACAUCGUGGACCUCAACUCCCAGGACAUGAGGAUGUUCAACUGGCAUGUUGCCAAUCUUGAAUACAGCAAUGCUACCAACGUUCACCAACUGAGCCUCAGGGGCUGGGAUAUUGACAUGGGCAACGAGUGGGAAGGCAAGCAUACCAUGGUGGUUGGAGGCUAUCAAAGCUUGGCACUUGGCCUUGCAGAGAUCCCCUCACCUUUGGACAUACAGUACAAAAAAGUGGUCAAGACCAUCAGGAAGACAUCAUCUGAUGAAGGUUCUAUACCUGCAGAGGAACAACACGGAUAUAAGAUUGAGCUAGAGGAUGGCACCAACAUAGAUGCCGACUACGUUGUCAACACAAUCCCGCUCGGCGUGCUAAAGCAUGGCGACAUAACGUUCGACCCGCCACUGCCAUCCUGGAAGUCAGACGCCAUUGAUCGUCUCGGCUUUGGAGUGCUGAACAAGGUCGUGCUCGUGUACGACCAACCCUUCUGGGAAGAGGACAAGGACAUAUUUGGCGUGCUGCGCGCACCUCAAAGUCGAUCAAGUCUGCAUCCGAAGGACUAUUCUUCAGGCAGAGGUCGGUUCUUCCAGUGGUUCAACGUGACCAACACCAGUGGCAUGCCUACGUUACUUGCAUUGAUGGCUGGCGAUGCCGCCUUUGACACGGAAAAGACACCAAACGAUGAUCUGGUUGCGGAGGCCACUGAGGUACUGCGAUCCAUCUUUGGUCAAUCUGUGCCUCAACCAAGGGAGUCAAUCAUCACCCGCUGGGCCUCAGACAGGUUUGCCCGCGGAAGCUACUCGUCUGCAGGCCCGGGCAUGCAGCUGGAAGAUUACGACCUGAUGUCGCGUCCCAUCGACAGGCUGUAUUUUGCAGGAGAACAUACUAGCGCGACACACCCCGCCACUGUUCACGGAGCUUACAUGUCCGGAUUGAGGGCUGCGGCCGAGGUGCUCAAUGACAUGCUCGGACCCAUAGAGGUGCAGACGCCCCUGAUUGUUCCCAAGGAGACCGGUACGACGUCUUCGCUGCUAAAGCGCAAGUCGACGGCUGAUCAGGUCCGGGAUCCGCAGAAGGAGGCCGAGGAUGCAUGGCAGCUUCAACUUUGGGAGCAUCAAUGGUCCGUUCUGGGCGACCACCCGUUGGAGCCUGCCAAAGUCGCAACGAAGGCUCACUUGCUCUUCUCCAAGGCGAACAUAGAGGCGGCGAGACAGAGAUGCCUCGAGGGGCGUCGUCCCGGCAAGGGCCCUCCCACUGCCCAUGAGGUCCGCGCCAUGGCGGGUAAGAUGUGGAAUGCAGCCUCUGAGGAGGAGAGGCGGCCGUUCAUUGACCAAGUUGCGACGCUCAAGGAAGCGUACGUCAAGGCAAUGGCGGAAUACUCGGAAAAGUCGGCUGAAUGGAACAAGCGGGCGCUUGAGAUUGCAGUCGAAUUUGAGAAGAAGAAUCCAAAACCUACAGCCGACGCCAACGCCAUCGUCGGCCCCAGCAGUCUUGAGGAGGAUGUCAAGGCAUCCAUACCCGCUGCCGCCCCGCCAGCUGUGGAGGAGGCUGGCCAUCAAGCCAAGAAGCCCGCUGUCGAGAAGGUCAACAUGAAAGAGGAUGGAGACGUCGAUAUGACGGGUUGAAAUCCGAGCUUUCCAAAGCUUCACCGAUUUGUUCAAGUUAUUCUUGGUAGCCCUCGUUUCUGUUUCCCCUACUCCAUGUUGUUUUAUUUUACGACUGGAUUGUUUGCAGAUAACAGUUGUUUUUGUGACGGUCUAAAGGGUUGUCUUGCAUGCACAUAUAUAUCACGUUUUCGCACCCCUCUACUCGGUUUGCGGGAGGUGGAAUUCUUCUUUCAUUCUGUAAUCAGUUGCUUCUAGCGAGGUAUUCGCGUGGACCAACGUAGGGUUCUAGCUUUAUUCGACCUUGCUACAUUCCAUCGCUUCUUUUUGUUUUUGUAAUUAGGGUUGAUUGUAUAUGCUUUGAGCGAGGAGGAGCAAACAUGGACGGGGAAAAGAGCGAAUUAACGAAACGAAACCUAAUAAGGCAUCGAUGCCCCAGUGCGUCUUUGGUGUAAUAUACUUUGUUCCGAGUG